Molecule: messenger RNA, 1179 nt
Organism: Kluyveromyces lactis
Lineage: Eukaryota; Fungi; Ascomycota; Saccharomycetes; Saccharomycetales; Saccharomycetaceae
Gene: SER1
Product: O-phospho-L-serine:2-oxoglutarate transaminase
Exons: 1
Coding region: 1-1179 (392 amino acids)
Biological process (GO): L-serine biosynthetic process
Cellular component (GO): cytoplasm
Molecular function (GO): pyridoxal phosphate binding; O-phospho-L-serine:2-oxoglutarate transaminase activity
Source: RefSeq, a predicted model, not a curated record
AUGGAUAGACCUCAAUCGAACUACUUUGGUGCUGGACCAGCACAAUUACCAUUGCCAGUUUUACAACAGGCUGCCAAGGAUUUGAUCAAUUUCCAGGAUGAAGGUCUGGGUAUUGGUGAAAUCUCUCAUCGUUCUAAGGCUGCUGCUAAGGUUAUUACCGAUACUAAGGCUCAUUUGAAGGAAUUGUUUGCAAUUCCAGAUACCCACGAAGUUUUUUUCUUGCAAGGUGGUGGCACCACGGGGUUUUCAUCCGUUGCAUCCAACUUGUCUGCAGCUCAUUUCGGUAAGACCGGUGAGGUAGGUACUGCAGCCUACCUGAUCACUGGUUCAUGGUCUGAAAAAUCUUCUCAGGAGAGCGAAAGGUUAGGUGUUCCAACGGAGGUUAUCUUUAAUGUGAAGAAAGACAAUGGUAGAUUUGGAACUAUCCCAGAAUCAAGCACUUGGGUCCAGAAAUUGGAUGCUAAGAAGCAUUCAUAUGUGUAUCUUUGUGAAAAUGAAACAGUUCACGGUGUUGAAUGGCCAGAGCAAUUGCCUCGAGAAUUGAUUGACUCAAAGGUUCCUAUCGUCGCGGAUUUAUCCUCUGACAUUUUGUCCCGUAAGAUCAAUGUCGCUGAUUAUUCCUUGAUUAUGGCGGGUGCUCAGAAAAACAUUGGGUUAGCAGGGUUGACCUUGUACAUCAUUAAAAAAGACAUACUGGAUGACAUUGCAAAAGUUUCUCCAAAGCAAUUGAGGGAUGCUUCUCUACCAGUCUCACCAAUUGCCACUGAUUAUCCAACUGUAGUGAAAAAUGACUCUGCUUAUAACACCAUUCCUAUCUUCACCUUACAUAUCAUUGACUUAGUUUUACAACGCCUAUUGGAACAAGGGGGAAUUGAGAGCCAACAAAAAGAAAACGAGGAAAAAGCUAAGAUCUUGUAUGAAGCUCUAGACAAAUUCCCAGAGUUCUACAAUCUGCCAGUAGACAAAAAAUACAGAUCAAAAAUGAAUGUAGUCUUCACCAUUAAGAAGGACGGUUUGGAUUCUAAAUUUUUGGAAGAAGCUACUAAGCUAAAUCUAACUGGGCUCAAGGGUCACAGAUCAGUAGGUGGGUUCAGAGCAUCUUUGUACAAUGCUGUUGAAUUGUCUAGUGUUAAGCUGUUAGUCGAUUUUGUCACCAAGUUUGCAGAGAACAAUCAAUGA